AUGCAGUUCGUAAACUACUUGGCAGUCGUGACAUCAGUCACGCACGUCGUCCAGGUACGGCAGCAGGCGCCAGCGACGUCGGAAUGCCCCUCCAUACUGUCGUCGCUCGAAUCCGCCAUGCCCACCAUGCCCAGCAAGCUGGCCUCGGCCCAGUCCAUCGUCAAGACGGAUGUUUGCCACUACAUCAGGCCGCCCAUUCAGACGUCGCUCGUCGAGGAGCUUUAUUCAAUGUACGACCAGUGGAGUUCCGAAGCCGACAGGUGGGCCAUGACGAGCUCCAACGCCGCCGUGAUAAGGACCGUCAAGUCCCGAUGCCAGGACUACCUGCUGUCCAGCGCCACGUCUUCCCUUAACUCUCUCACGGCCUGUGGGCUUGAUUUCUCUAUCUUGCCUUCGACCGAGUCUUCGACUGGGCUUGUGUCGACGACUAUGGAGUCUUCUGCUGCUGAGAAGACGACUGCAGCCGAGACUGGGAAGACGACCACAGCCGAGACUGGAUCGUCGGUAACUCCGGCUGGUGCGGCAACCCCCACGCCUACGACCCCUGGCGCUGGGGCUAGGUCAGGCGUAUCGAUUGUUCUGGUUGCCGGUGCUAUUUUUGUGGGAAGCUUCCUCGUCCUGUAA
Messenger RNA from Pyricularia grisea, 624 nucleotides. RefSeq lists its product as uncharacterized. Bases 1 to 624 code for a protein of 207 amino acids. NCBI's taxonomy places the organism in Eukaryota, Fungi, Ascomycota, Sordariomycetes, Magnaporthales, Pyriculariaceae. The record is from RefSeq and is a predicted model, not a curated record. The transcript has a single exon.